AUGGCCAUUUUUAGCGCGCCCCGAUCGUUCCAGUACGCCAACUCCUUGGUCUCGCGCCAGCUGGUAUCCCAGUCCGAUACAGGCCUCAUCACCUCCAGCCAACUCAUCGCCAAUGGCCGCCAUUCGGGACAUCCAUCUUUCUUUUACUUAGUUCUGCUGGUCUUUGAGGCCGUCCUUGAGGUAGUAUGCGUCAGUUUACCGGGCUAUUUUGCUGCCAGACAGGGCAUGUUUGAUGCGGAUGCCCAAAAGCUGGUCGCUAAUCUCAACGUCACCUUGUUCACCCCUUGUCUGAUCUUUACGAAACUCGGAUCGCAACUCACGGCGGAGAAGUUGACGGAUCUGGCCAUUAUUCCCUUGAUCUUUAUCAUCCAAACUUUCGUGUCGUACCUAUGCGCCUUUGUAGUCUCAAAAUGCUUUCGAUUCAAGAAGCGCCGGUCCAACUUUGUGACGGCUAUGGCAGUUUUCGGCAAUUCCAACUCCCUUCCCAUCUCCCUAGUUAUGUCGCUCUCCCAGACCUUGAAGGGCCUUCAUUGGGACCGCAUACCGAACGAUAAUGAUGACGAAGUGGCCGCGCGAGGAAUCCUCUACCUGCUGAUCUUCCAGCAACUGGGUCAACUCGUUCGAUGGAGUUGGGGCUACCACGUCCUGCUCGCUCCUCGUGAGCGUUAUCUCGAAGAAGCGGAAAGAGAAGCAGGCGCAUCAAGAAUCGAACAGGGUCAAGAACGGUACACCGACAACCCCGAGCAGACAGAUCCAGAUGAGCCCUUGAUUCGAAGCCGAAGUCGAAGCCAGAGCGGGAGCCGGAGCGAUCUGUCUCGCCGGCGUACGAGCAUUCAAACCCACAAUGAUGAAGAAUUCCAUUCUGGUGACCAAACGCCCGUGGGCUCCUACUCGUACUCGAAGACAUCCGGUAACGAUUCCAAUCACGAUGAAGGGAGAUUGGGUGAUGAAGAACAUCCGGAUCAUUUCCCUCCACUUAUCGCGCAGCCACCGCAAGGUCCAUUCCUCCCUCGUCAGAAUACCGAAGGUAAUAUUCUUUCCUUCCCCAAUGUCGAACUCGCACACGGGGAAACACCGCAAAGGGGUUGUUUGCAGCAAUUCCGAACAUCUCUUCGUCGGGUUGGUAAGGGCAUCACGCAGGCCUGGGAAAAACAAGCCGGGGCGGCGUUCAGGAAACUCCCGACUGGUCUACAGAAGGGACUUUUCGGCGUCUGGAACGGGAUCCGCAAGUUCGUGCAUGGCGCAUGGGAUUUCAUGAACCCUCCCCUGUGGGCAAUGCUGGUUUCCAUUGUAGUGGCUUCGGUUCCGUCCUUGCAGAAGCUCUUCUUUGACGAUGGGUCAUUUGUGAACAACUCAGUGACGCGUGCCAUUAACCAGAAUGGUCAAGUGGCCGUGCCUCUGAUUCUGGUCGUGCUGGGAGCCAACCUGGCGCGGAACACACUGCCGGAAGAGGCACUGAAAGAUUUGGACCACCCCAAGGAGGAGCGCAAUUUGAUCAUUGCGUCGUUAAUUGCGCGCAUGUUGCUGCCCACAAUUAUCAUGGCACCGUUGUUGGCGCUACUGGCCAAGUAUGUGCCUGUUAGUAUCUUGGACGAUCCGAUCUUCAUCAUUGUCUGUUUCCUACUCACAGGAGCGCCGUCAGCGUUACAACUGGCUCAGAUCUGUCAAAUCAACAAUGUCUAUGUCAGUGCCAUGUCGAACUUGCUCUUCCAGAGCUAUGUUGUCUGGAUCCUCCCGUCGACUCUUGUCCUGGUCAUGUGUGCCAUGGAAGUUGUCGAGUGGGCGUCCGCUACUACAUGA
Messenger RNA from Aspergillus chevalieri, 1800 nucleotides. Its product is annotated as Auxin Efflux Carrier superfamily. The transcript has 4 exons. Bases 1 to 1800 code for a protein of 599 amino acids. Gene Ontology annotation, cellular component: endoplasmic reticulum; membrane. The record is from RefSeq and is a predicted model, not a curated record. NCBI's taxonomy places the organism in Eukaryota, Fungi, Ascomycota, Eurotiomycetes, Eurotiales, Aspergillaceae. Gene Ontology annotation, biological process: transmembrane transport.